GCAGCCGCAACUCUACUCCGGACUUAUGGUUUUAUUUCGUUGAAUUAGUUCCUUAAACACUGACAUAGCUUCUUCGAUUUGCGAUGAGACAAGGUGACAGGCCAAGUACAAACGCAAAAUCUGCCCAGGAACAAUUUCGAACGCCGAACAAGCCUCCUGUAUCAAGUUCUUCCACCACCUCUAGUGCGCGAAGAGGGACAGCAACAUCAAAAAAGCAAAGUGGGACUCCAACAUCCUCAGCCUCAGCGUCUAAGCCUUGGAAAGGCAACUUGCUUUCCAGGGAUCAACCUACACUUACACAGAUUGACUUUGUGACGCCGAGGACACAAAACGCCGAAUCCGAUGAUGAUGACAAUCUCGAUUACAUCGAUAAAGCCGCUCAAGAUAAUAACACGGAUAGUCGCCAGGUGAUCGAGAUAGAUGACAAUUCCGAUGACGAUGCUAGUUAUCAACCAACCUCAUAUAUACGGGCACGGCGUACCGGAGACGCCAAACGAAGACCAGAUGCUGCGCGCAAUGCAUCGGUGCUGAGAAGGAGUACAGGUCAAGCUGGCUCAGCUGAAAAGCGACCCGGAAGGAAGAGUAUCGAAAGUGUCAAGGGCAACAAGAAGAAGACGGAGAAGCAGCAAAAGGACAAGACACUCACUCAGAUGGAUUACGUGCGGCGUUACCUGAAGAUCGAGCCUGAUGAUGAAGUCAAGCUGGAGUACACCUAUAUCACUCCGAAGAAGAAUGAUAGCCAGAGAGUCGAAGGAAAACUGCCUUGUGGGCUUGAGUCUGCGCCCACUGUGGUGGCCACCGCCCAAGAGUCCUUAAGCUCAAGCAAGAAGAGGAAGCUGGAGGCUGAGGAGGACAUGAAAGAAGUCUUGUCCAGGACUUCGACAACGGAAAAGAAAGUCUUGAAAGAAAGCCCGAAGACGCCACGAAAACUAUGGAAAUCUGAAAUACCUUCCUCUCAGUCACCCGAAAGUCCUGGAAUUGCGAUAAUUUCAUCAUCACAGUUUCGAAACGCUACUCGAUCACCUCCCAACCUUGACUUUUCAACUAAGCCCACCUCUACCAUCAACGAAUCACCUAGUUUGAACCAGACAAAUGCAAUCGCCACACAGCUAUCAAUAUCUGAAGAUCAAUUGCCGCCGAUCAUGAUGCCCGAUUUUGAAUCGCCGUCCGAGCUGGGAGUUGAUAAGGAAACGAAUCUUGAUGUCGAAGAGACACAGUCAAAUUCAGCAAAGGGACCAUCCGCAUCCGCAUCCGAGUUGGAGGAGAAACCGGAACCUGACAAACCUCCACCGAGUACGGAGAGAACAGUAGUUUAUGAAACGGACGCCGAAACGGACUACAGUGAUGAUGGGCCAAUAGUGUCUGGGUCGAAUGACGAGCCGAAUGCGAUGCUAUUUGAGAAUGAAGACGACGAAGACGAAGACGAAGACAAAUCACCACUCAGUGACUCCCAAGACCUCCCUCCACCUAUAUCAUAUCCUGGCUUGGAGGAUGAUCCUGGGCCUUUACAAUCUGAAACCAAUCUGUCGUCCGAGGCAUCAAUAUUAUAUCAAAGGCGACAGCCUGCCACUCAAUUCCCACUAGAACCCAUACCUACGCUGAGCACUCAGAAGCUGGCGGAGCUUUUCCCACAGGAAUCCAGCAUUCAGCAAACCAUGACCGAGCCAUUGUGUACCAAGUCAUCCGCUCGCAAGGUUCAGGCAUUAUCUGAUCCCUCCUUGCAGACGCAGACUCAAAGCCAAACUCAAGACCCCGGCAGGUAUUCGACGGAGAUGAUCCCGGAAUCCUCGCCCGUCACGCGGCACGGAGACUACGCGAGUGCAGGUGAUGCUAUACUCCCUCAAAACCGUGCUCAGAGUGUGGUGCAGGUGGAGUCUUCGCAAAUAGUGGAUCGCCUCAAAAGGCAGGCUGAUCCAGACGAAGAUUCUCGUCCUAGGGGAAUGCUGUCCCGCAGCCAGCUUCUCACCUCCAGUGUCAUGGAGAGUGUUCCUGUGCCGGGCUUCUGGAUGGGCAGUCAGGACAGCGUUGGAGAACCCUACAGCUUGACAGAUACAUAGUAUAUAACUUAACGAUGAAUUAUGAAAUGCAC
Molecule: messenger RNA, 2089 nt
Organism: Aspergillus novofumigatus IBT 16806
Lineage: Eukaryota; Fungi; Ascomycota; Eurotiomycetes; Eurotiales; Aspergillaceae
Exons: 1
Coding region: 84-2057 (657 amino acids)
Source: RefSeq, a predicted model, not a curated record